CUUGACUCGACGCCUUGCUCCUGACUCCCAUCAUGCCUAUGCUCGCGGACCCCUCCCAAAAGUACCGCCCUUACACCCCUCUUAAUAUCCCCGAUCGCCAAUGGCCCUCCAAGACGCACACCAAGGCGCCUAUAUGGCUGUCGACUGACCUGCGCGAUGGGAACCAGGCCCUCGCAAAUCCCAUGACGAUUGAGCAAAAGACUGUCUUCUUCAAGCAGCUCGUCAAGACGGGCGUGAAGGAGAUCGAGGUCGCCUACCCCGCAGCGAGCGACACCGACUUCAGCUUCGUGCGCGGGCUGAUCGAGAAGGGAGAGGUUCCGGACGAUGUGUGGAUACAGGUCUUGACGCCAGCUCGCGAAGACCUGAUCAAGCGAACGAUCGACGCUGUGGCGGGCUGCAAGCAGGCGAUCCUCCACAUGUACAACGCCACCUCCCCCCUCUUCCGCGACGUCGUUUUCCGCAACUCGAAGGAGCAGACCAUCGACCUCGCCGUGCGCCAUACCAAAAUUGUGCGCCAGCUGACCGAGGAGUGCACCGCGAAGCACGGAACCAAGUUCAAGUAUGAAUACAGUCCGGAAACUUUCACACAGACAGAACCGGACUUUGCCAUCGAAAUCUGCGAGGCGGUCAAGGCUGCUUGGGGAAAGGCAGGGACGGGUGAGGAGCGGAUCAUCUUCAACCUCCCCGCCACAGUUGAGAUCGCGCCACCCAAUCACUACGCGGAUCAGAUUGAGAACUUCAGCCGCAAGAUCAGCGAGCGGGAGAAGGUCAUCAUCAGUCUGCACCCACAUAACGAUCGUGGCACUGGCAUCGCAGCUGCAGAGCUCGGUGUUCUUGCUGGCGGCGAUCGUAUCGAGGGCUGUCUGUUCGGCAAUGGCGAGCGCACCGGCAACGUCGAUCUCGUUAACCUUGCCCUCAACCUAUAUACCCAAGGAAUCUCACCCGGGUUGGACUUCAGUGAUAUCCAGGAGACGAUCGACGUCGUUACACAGUGCAACGACCUUCCCGUUCACCCUCGGCAUCCCUACGCUGGCGAGCUCGUCUUCACAGCGUUCUCCGGCUCUCACCAGGACGCCAUCAAGAAGGGCUUCGAGGUACAGAAGAAGAAGCACGCGGAGGCCGCCGCGAAGGGCGAGCCACAAAUAUGGAGCAUGCCCUACCUCCCCAUCGACCCCGCUGACCUCGGGCAGAACUACGAGGCCGUCAUCCGCGUCAACUCGCAGUCCGGGAAGGGCGGAAUCGCAUACCUCAUCAAGCAGCACCUCAACCUCGACUUGCCGCGCAAGAUGCAGGUCGCGUUCUAUCAGGUCGUACAGGCGAUCUCGGAUCGCGAGGCGCGCGAAAUGACCGUCGACGACAUCACCACCGCCUUCCGCAAGACGUACAACUUUGGCGGGCCUGCGUACCGCGGUCGCCUGACGCUGCGCAACUUCAAGAUCUCCGGCGAGCCCCUCGCGGACCCGACAGACAACUCGGGCGACGAGGACGAGCGCAGGAGGUUUGACGGCACGCUCUCCGUCGACGGUGUCUUGCGCGUCAUUCGCGGCGACGGAAAUGGGCCGCUGUCUGCCCUGCUCGACGCCCUCCGCACGCACCUGGACAUCGACCUCACCGUGCGCGAGUACUCGGAGCACACAAUCGGCGAGGGCGGCGACGCGAAGGCGGCCUCCUACGUUGAGCUCGUCCCCGCGGGCGACCGCAAGUCCGCGCAGUCCUGGUGGGGUGUCGGCAUCGAUUCUGACAUCGCCGGCUCCGGCCUGCGCGCGCUGCUCAGCGCCGCGAACAGCGCGAUCGGCGACCGCCCGCUGCCCGAGCUCAAGCUCUCCCUCGGUGUCACCUCGCGCUCGAGCCAGGACGACGUCGGGAGCGUGAUCGUCAACAGCCUCGGCCUCGAGCUCCCGCGCCGCUUCUCGGGCGACUUCUUCGAGGUCGUGCAGCGGCACGCGCGCGACACGGGCGGGGAGAUCACGUUCGAUGCGCUCACAAACCUGUUCAAGACGACGUACGGGUAUGAGCUGCCGGACGCGGCGCCCGCGUUGGGCGUGAAGUCGUUCACGUUGGAGAACAUCGGCGAGGGCAAUCGCCGGCGGCUGCAUGGGCAGUUUGUGGUGAAGGGCCACUCGCGCUCGGUCAGCGGCGAGGGCAAUGGGCCUCUGUCCGCGGCGCUGGCGACGCUGCACAAGCAGAUCGAGGGUACGCUGUCGAUUAGGGAGUACUCGGAGCACUCGGUUGGGGAGGGCACGGAUGUGUCCGCUGCGUCGUACGUCGAGCUGGUGUACGAGGCACCUGGCCAGAAGAAGCGGUCGGCGUGGGGUGUAGCGAACGAUACGGAUAUCACGGCGUCAGGUAUCAAGGCGGUCCUGAGCGCGGCGAGCAGGCUGGAUCUGGUCACAAAGCCGGUCCUCAAUGGGCACUAGCCACCUUUCAACGACGCUGUAUUCACCCCUGUAGCAUACGAAUAUCUACACAAAAUGUAUGACUGCUUACAACACCAUCUCUGGAUUCUCAUGUCCUCCCCCGGCUCACGUCCUCGAUCAGCGGUAUACAUGUCAAACCUUCGUACUGGAGCCCGGUUCGAACAUUGUCCAGCGGAAGACGAACGGCACGUCACAUUCGUCACAGUCGAGCC
Molecule: messenger RNA, 2629 nt
Organism: Schizophyllum commune H4-8
Lineage: Eukaryota; Fungi; Basidiomycota; Agaricomycetes; Agaricales; Schizophyllaceae
Product: 2-isopropylmalate synthase
Exons: 5
Coding region: 33-2417 (794 amino acids)
Biological process (GO): L-leucine biosynthetic process
Cellular component (GO): mitochondrion
Molecular function (GO): 2-isopropylmalate synthase activity
Source: RefSeq, a predicted model, not a curated record